Molecule: messenger RNA, 615 nt
Organism: Moneuplotes crassus
Lineage: Eukaryota; Ciliophora; Spirotrichea; Euplotida; Euplotidae
Source: the annotation of a GenBank genome assembly
UUUGAUUGUGGAAGAAAUUGGGAUUGAGAUUGAGACUGAAGAGGAAGGGACAGAAGGGAGGGGAGAUUGGUGAUGAAGAGGGUGAAGGGGGAUUUUUGUUGGGGAUUAAGAUUUUUUGGGUUUUGUGUAGGGUGUUUUGGGAGUUUUGGCGGUUUUAUGUCCGGAUUGAUAGAAAUUAGUGUGGAGAUGGUUUGAACCAUCAAAUUUAAUUGUUUUUACUGUUUGGAUAUAAGAAGAAAGUUAGGGAAGUUGCCAUGAUUCCAAUUCUCCAUUAUUUAUAAUAACUUAAAAGUCAAAAUAGAGGUACAAUAAAUCUACCAAAAAAUUUUAUACUUAAAUUUGCUAAUAUCCCAUUCAAGCUUUUAUAAUUGAGCCAGAAAAUGUUCCUGUGAAAAUGCUUAUCAUCUCUGGAUAUAAUAGAUAUGGUAAAUUCUAUCUGCAAUUUUUCCAUACAAAGUUUUACAUUUGAUUAACUUAGACAACAACCACAAUGAUUAUCAACAUUCAGAAGUAUUCCUCAAUCAAAUCAGCACAUGCUUCAAACUUCAUCCGAACCAACAGAGGAACAGACCAACUUUAACAUCUACGACCCAUUUAGCUCAUUAUUAUACCCUU